AUGGAAGAGGCCUCAAUCUUUGUUCAUGUUGCCAUUAAUGAUAUCACUGGAAAGAACAAAUCGAGCAAUGCUGUAAAACAGCUCAUCCAGAAAAAUUUAAUGCAAACAUCUGAGGAUGGCACAAGGACAUCGUUUGCUCCAAAUUUUCUGAAAAAAUCUGGAGCUGGAAAGAGCCAAGCAAAGUCCAAGGAAGUAUCACAGGAAUCUUACAGCCGAGAGGAUUUCCUCAACAGACGUUACAGUGAUGAUGUUAAUUCACAGGAUAGUAGGACUGCUUCUCAAAGUCACUCUCUUCACAGGGGAGCUCAAAGCGAGCCUUUGAAAAGAUCCCACAGGGUUUGUUUCCAGGAACCCGAGGAGAGGCUGGGGGUAACCCAGAGCCACUUGUCUUCUACUGACAGUUGUGGAGAAUCAGAAAGACUCUCAAACUAUGUCAAUUUAGGGUUUAGUCCAAGAGAGAACCCAGAAGUUAAUCCAACAGUUCAAAGAGGCAAUAGCAAACUAAGGGUUGAGCUAAGCCAGAGUCACUUCCCUUCUAUCAAUAGUCGUGAAGAAUCAGGAAGUACUGCAAUCUAUGUUAAUUUGGGGUUCAAUCCAAGGGAGAAUCCAGAAGUGAAUCCACCAGCCCAAACCAAACAAAACAAAUUAAUUGUUGGGGUAAGUCAGAACCCAACCUCUACAGGUAGUUGGGGAGCAUUGGGAAGAUCUUCAAAUUACAUCAAUUUAGGAUUUGAUUCAAGGGAAAGCCCAGACCUGAGUACAUCAUCUCAAAAAGACCAAAGCAAAUUUAAGCUUGAGGUAACCAGGAGACAUUUUUCCACUAGUGAUAGCUGUGGAGCAUCAGAAAACGCCUCAAAUUAUGUCAACUUGGGAUUUGAUCCAAGGGAAAAGCCUGAGCUGAGUCCAAACCAAGCCAAACUAAGUCACCAGGAGGAUGCUAUUUCCAAAGCCAGUGACUUGCCCCCAUUAGUCCGAAAAGAAGAUGCUGAUGCUGACCCAACACUCUCACUUGAACCUGAAAUAAAAGUUCUUGCUCCCCAACGGCCUGACCGGCCUUCUCUGUCUAAACAAUCCUCAGUGGUAGAAAAGGUCUUUAAAGAUCCUGAGCCUGAAUGUGAGAGGUACCAGCCAGCUCUGGACCAAGAAAUAGAUUCUUUCAGUAGACAUAGGGCUUUCAAAAAUGUAGGUCUACAGGGAGCACUUACGUCCUUCAAGCUUCAGCCAAUAUCAGACCACAAACCAGAAACUUGCACUGAAAUUUGGACUCCAAAAAGCCAAAGUAUAGGUGUAGGGCAUCAGAAAGAAUGCAAAUCCUCCAAGUUUGAUCCAGAAGAAAAUAGAUAUACAAAGCACAAGGGUGAACAGCGGACUCUAUCAAGCCCAAGGCUAACAACUGUCAAAAGUGGUUUUGGACUAAGGAGUUCUGUAAAUAUUCAAGCAAAACCAGCAAAUGAGUCGCUGUCUAUUCUGGCAACUCCUGCAAUGAACAAACAGGUCCUGUACAACAGAGGCAGUCAAUCCUCCACAGAAUCACCAUCUGCACAGAUCACACAGUUGCACAGAUCACACAGCAUCCCAAGACGACGGCCUCUAACCCCCCCAAACACCCAACACAACUUUAAGACUGACGUCUGGAAAUAUUCUCUACCCCAAAACAACAUAAGCCCUGUCCCACAGGAAUCCUCUGCUCCUGAUCUUCCUAAUAAUCAUGGCCUUUCUGAGAGUGACUCCAGCAGCGAGGGCAGUUUGAACAGCUUGGACCUGAGCACUCUGCCAUGCCGACUCCCUGUAAGCCAGCAGCAAAAUGUGGGGACGCUGCAGAGGGAAAUGAAUGCUUUGUUUGAGCAAAAAAUGACAGAGAUCCGCUGUCACUCGCCAUUAUUUUUCAGCGAUCACUCAACUUUGUAGAAAUACAUACAUGAAGCAAAGAAAUGGAUAAGAAAUUCUGCAAAAACUGACUGCACCAAAUGCCU
Messenger RNA from Pygocentrus nattereri (red-bellied piranha), 1973 nucleotides. RefSeq lists its product as uncharacterized. The transcript is spliced from 3 exons. The record is from RefSeq and is a predicted model, not a curated record. The coding region runs from base 1 to 1908 and encodes 635 amino acids. NCBI's taxonomy places the organism in Eukaryota, Metazoa, Chordata, Actinopteri, Characiformes, Serrasalmidae.